Lactuca virosa is the source of this 450-nucleotide messenger RNA. Lineage: Eukaryota; Viridiplantae; Streptophyta; Magnoliopsida; Asterales; Asteraceae. The record is from the annotation of a GenBank genome assembly.
AUGUCGUCUUCUUCCUCGUGGAGCAACAAUAGAGCAUCGUUCAAUCUUCGAGAUUUGUGUGAUUGCACGAAGAAACUUAAAACACUCACUAGCUGGACCAAAGAUAACCCAGGGAGAAGGUUCGAAGCUUUCCCUAAUUCUAUGAUACCAAAGUUGGAUUGUGGUUACUUUCAGUGGGUAGACCCGAAAUUAACUCCUUGGUAUCGUCGAUUGUUAUACAACGUUCAUGAAAAGGUGUUGGCUCAUGAAGAAAUGAUAGAAAAACAGAAAUUGUUGGUUGAGGAAAUGGAGAAAGAACUCAAAAGGUACAAGUCAAAGAUGCAGAAAUAUAAAGACAAAAACAAAGAUUUGAACAAGCAGUUGACUGUGCAUAAGUCUAGGGAUGGAAAAGGUUGUUGUUUGGUACUUGGUUUGGUAUUUGUGUUGUUAGUCAUGCUAUUUUAUAAGUAA